This is a messenger RNA of Hyaloperonospora brassicae, 1764 nucleotides long. The record is from the annotation of a GenBank genome assembly. Lineage: Eukaryota; Oomycota; Peronosporomycetes; Peronosporales; Peronosporaceae.
AUGGAAAGCUUAUAUGUGACGGAAAGCGCUUUUGCCGCGACAUCGUCGUCAUCUUAUGCCUACACGUCGUCCCCGCUCUACACUCCCCCACCAGACUCGUCUUUGGCCUCUAGUCCAAGUGAGGACGCGUUCUCGUCUGCUCAGGGCGACAUCCCAAUGGCGGGGUUCCCACUUGCGAGUUCGGACAAACAUUGGGACAGUCUGAGCGACGACUUCAUCACCAACGCGCUGAAUUCCUUUCCGCCGUCUUCCGCCCUCGGGCUGGACGAAGAGUUGGAUUUCAUGACGCAGAGUGCUUCAAGCGAUCCGCGAUGUUGUCAGAGCGAAGCGACGCCUUCGUCUCCGUAUUCUGGAGCGCUCUUGGCUGAGUCCACGUACCCGAACAGCUCUUCGUGGGUUGAAGAAGUGCCUGUAAUGGCACAGAAGCCCACGGCAGGUCUCGACGAGCAUAAAAAGCAGCGACGCCGGUCGCAGAUCGCAUUGGGCGUGCAACGCCAUCGAGAGAAGAAGAAGAGUCUGGUCGUGUCGUUGCAGACCGAGAUGAGUCAACUAACGAGCCACUUGGCGACUCUGCGAGCCGAGCGACGGGCUCAACUCGCGAACAACGACGAGCUCAUGAAGAACGAGGAAGAAGCGAUGACGCAACGGCGCAAGCGGAAACAGGCCGAGCAGCACAAUCAGCUGCUGAAAAAGGCGCUGUUCCAGCAGACGACGUUUCUCGGGGGCAUGCGGGCCAUGAUGGGCGGCAGCAACUUGCUGCUUUCCAAGACGCUCGAGUUCCACGACUGGGUGCACUCGUACACGGCCUUGUCGGCCACGGAAUCUCUUGGGCGGCGCAAAGAGUACGUCGCGCACUUUCCACGGAGUAAGAUGGAGUUGGCGCGGAACAUUGUGAUCCAGAACACCGAAGAAGAUACUUUGCGCUUGUUGGCCACGGGCGGCACAACGACGGCGAACAUUCGGAUUUUGCACGACGGGACGCGGCACGCGCGCGAGAUGCACAUUGAGUCGACUGGGGGCAUCACACGGGACCUCUUUGGUCGCCGCAGUAGCCGUCAGGAUCCGUAUACCUCGUUCGUCGACGAUGCCGGUGACGGCCGCGUGAUUAAGGAGUUCUCGUCCGUGUUUGUUUUCCCCGAGACCGUGCACUGCACGCUAUAUGCGCUCAUGCACAUUGUCGCCAGUAGCAUGAAGACCAUCGGCGUGUACUACUCGGGCGUGUCGUACGAAGCGCGAGCGUCGGAAGAAGUGCACCUCGAGGAGGACAAUGGCUUGACGCACUCGGACGUGUACUACUCGGACCUGGUGGCGUCCAUGGAGCCCGUGAUUGAAGAAGUCGACGAAGCGGAUACGGCUGGGAACAUUGACGUUGAAGCGCGGGUUUUGACGCGCGUGCAAUGUGGACAAGACGAAGGGAUCCUCUUGUGGGACUACGCGGACGAAGACGCGUUGCACCCGAUUCCAGUCGACUCGCCCGACCGCAAAGCCAUUCGCCGCAACGUGUGCGGUGCAAUGAUCGUACGACGCGAAGUGGGCACCGGUUUGCUCUCAGUGCGCCACGUCUCGAUCAAAGCGUAUUGUCCGCUGGCGCAGCCCAAGAACGUGCCGGGAGGGCCCGAGGCGUCGGACGCCGAAGAGAUUCGACGGGCCAUCACGCGACGCAUUGGCCUGCAAGCGACCGAGUCUGAACGCUUGCGGGACCGGUGCUUGGGCUACGUCUACAACGACAUUGUCCGUCGCUUGGAGAUGCUGCAAGUGUCGUGA